ACCUUUUCCUUUUACCUCCAAAUUUUUCCCUCCAACCAAAGAGCUCCUCCUUCCCCCCAUAACAUUCGGCCGCCGCCCACCAGCUACAACCGCUGCCCACUAGCACCGCCACCACUCCCCACAGAACAUUAGGUAGAUCACUCUGUUUUUGUUUGCUGGGCAUUUGUCUUGGGUUGUUUUGCUUUGAGGAUUGUUAUCUAUUGCGCAAACAUCCAAACUCAAGGGAUUAGGCCUUGAGAGGUCAUUUCCAAUUGAAGUUCUUAUUUUGACAACCCACCCAACAGAUUUUUUAUGUCAACGGCUCUAUUUUUUUGGAAAACCUCUCACCUUCAUGCUUCGUGCUUCCUCUCAACGUUACGCAUCGAUCUCUUCAUGUUACCACAAGACCUCUCUCUCAUUUCCAUCAAAUCUCAGCCGUUCAAUCUCUAUAAACUCUCACUAUACCCAGAUUAAAUCACAAACCUUUAUCACCCAUGAUGAACUUCUUGAUUUCUUUGACCUUCUUCUUCCGCAAUGCACCUCAGUUCAACACUGCAAACAAGUUCACAACCAAAUUGUUGUUAGUGGCACACACCAGGCGGCGUUCUUGGCCGCCCGACUUGUGUCUGUCUAUGCACGUUUCGAGCUCGUUAUUGAUGCCCGGAGAGUGUUUGAUGCCAACCCAGUUGAGGGUCUUUCGAACUUGCUUUUGUGGAAUUCGAUUAUGAGGGCUUGUGUUUCAAAUGGAUGCUAUGAAGAAGCCUUUAAACUUUAUGAUAAAAUGCGAAAGCUUGGGGUUUGGGCUGAUGGGUUCACUUUGCCUUUGGUUAUAAGGGCAUGUAAAUUUAUGUGUAGUUUUAAUUUGUGCAAAAUUAUUCAUGGUCAUGUUUUACAAAUGGGUUUCCAAAAUCAUCUGCAUGCUGUGAAUGAAUUGAUUGGAAUGUACGGGAAGCUUGGGCGAAUGGAGGAUGCCCGACGGUUGUUUGACAGAAUGGGUGUUAGACGCUGUAUUUCGUGGAAUACGAUGAUUUCCGGUUAUGCCUUUAACUAUGACUGUAAGGGUGCAUAUGAGAUGUUUCGGCGGAUGGAGUUGGAAGGGUUGAAGCCGAACCCUGUGACAUGGACGUCAUUGCUGUCAAGUCAUGCUCGAUGUGGGCAGACUGAAGAAACCGUACAGUUGUUUCGUAUGAUGAGGAUGAGAGGAACUGGGGCUACUGCUGAAGCGGUUGCUGUUGUGUUAUCUGUAUGUGCUGAUUUGUUUGCGGUUGGCAGGGGUAAGGCCAUUCAUGGAUAUGUUAUAAAGGAUGGGUUUGAAGAGUACUUGUUUGUGAAGAAUGCACUGAUAUGUAUGUAUGGAAAAUGCGGAGAUGUUAAAGAUGCACAUAAUUUGUUCUUGAAGAUGGAAACAAAGAAUCUAGUGAGUUGGAAUGCUUUGAUAACAUCAUAUGCUGAAUCUGGAUUUUGCGAUGAGGCUUUUGCAAUAUUUUCACAGCUGGAUACUUCAGAUGAUUAUCCUAUGGUCAGACCUAAUGUCAUAAGUUGGAGUGCCAUUAUUGGCGGAUUUGCUUCCAAGGGCCGAGAGAAGGAAUCCUUGGAACUCUUUCGGAAAAUGCAGCUUGCCCAAGUCAUGGCUAAUUGUGUGACAAUUUCUAGUGUUUUAUCAGUUUGUGCAGAGUUAGUGGCAUUGAAUCUUGGUAGGGAAAUACACAGUCAUGUAGUUAGGGCUUUGAUGGACAGUAAUAUUUUGGUAGGAAACGGCUUGAUUAAUAUGUACACAAAGUGUGGAAGUUUCAAAGAAGCGCAGUUGGUAUUUGAAAAAAUUGAUGGUAGGGAUUUAAUCUCGUGGAACUCAAUGAUUUCAGGGUAUGGGAUGCAUGGGCUUGGUGAAAAUGCUGUGAAAACUUUUGAUGAGAUGAUUAAAUCUGAAUUGAAGCCAGAUAGUGUCACCUUUGUUUCUGUUCUUUCUGCUUGUAGUCAUGCUGGGCUUGUUGCUGAGGGUCGUAGGCUGUUUAGUCAAAUGAUUAACAAGUUUAGGGUCGAACCACAGAUGGAGCACUAUGCUUGCAUGGUUGAUCUCCUUGGGCGUGCUGGGUUUUUAAAAGAAGCAAGUGACAUUGUCAAAAGCAUGCCAAUGGAACCCAAUGAAUGUGUUUGGGGUUCCCUUCUACACUCUUGUGUAAUGUACAAGAAUCCAGAUGCUGCUGAAGAGACUGCCUCCCAUAUUUUGAAUUUGAACUCAGCAACAACUGGGUGCUACAUGCUGCUCUCAAAUGUUUAUGCUGGAAGUGGGAGAUGGGAGGAUUCUGCACGAGUGAGGAUCUCAGCAAAGACAAAGGGUUUAAAGAAAAUCCCUGGCCAUAGUUGGAUUGAGGUGAAGAAAAAGCUCUAUGUGUUCUCAGCAGGGAACACUGUGCAACAGGGGUUAGAGGAAGUUUAUGAGAUCCUUGAGGAAUUGGUACUUCAAAUGGAAAGUGAAUGCAACACACCUGAUAACUGCAUCUUUGGACAAAAUAUUGAUGAAUAAAAAAAACGAAGGCUGCCUUUUGCUUUAAGUGAUGUUCCUCCCACCAGGUUAUCAGUCACAAACAGACCCAAGUUUGCUUGGAUUGCCAUAAAACGUACCCAUAGGAUGUGCGGCUCAAGGCAAGUGCUUCUAUUUUGCCUCAAGGAGUCAAGGUGCAAAAAGUAAAGAAGUUGUCCUAAGAAAACUGGUGGGGACCCCCAAGUCACAAAGGAUAAUGUCACUGUUGCCAAAAGUAUCAGCUUCAAAGAAAAGGCCAAACAUGUGGUGCAGAUCUUGUAAAGCAAGUUGCAAGCUAAUAAUACUGCUUCUGGAGAUGGUACUACUUGUUCUACUGCCCUAACUCAGGCAAUACUCACGGAAGGUUGCAAGUCGAUAGCUGCCGGUGUGAAUGUGAUGGAUUUGCGGCGUGGUAUCAAUAUGGCGGUUGAUGCUGUUAUAUCUGAUCUGAAAAGCAAAGCAUCCAUGUUAAGCACACCAGAAAAAAAAUAAACAGGUUGCAACUAUUUUUCUGCAAAUGUUGAACGUGACAUUGGAGAUUUGAUAGCAAGAGCAAUGGAGAAAGUAGGCACUCUUUCGGAAAACGCAGUUUGCCCAAGUCAUGGCUAAUUGCGAGACAAUUUCCAGUGUUUUAUCAGUUUGUGGAGAGUUAGCGGCACCGAAUCUUGAUAGGGAAAUACAGAGUCAUGUAGUUAGGGCUUUGAUGGAUAGUAAUAUUUUUGUAGGAAACGGCUUGAUUAAUAUGUACACAAAGUGUGGAGGUUUCAAAGGCGCAGUUGGUAUUUGAGAAAAUUGAUGGUAGGGAUUUAAUCUCGUGGAACUUAAUGAUUUCAGGGUAUGUUGGUGAAAAUGCUUUGAAAACUUUUGAUGAGAUGAUUAAAUCUGAAUUGAAGCCAGAUAGUGUCACCUUUGUUUCUGUUCUUUCUGCUUGUAGUCAUGCUGGGCUUGUUUCUGAGGGUCGUAGGUUGUUUAGUCAAAUGAUUAACAAAUUUAGGAUUGAACCACACAUGGAGAACUAUGAUUGCAUGGUUCUUAAAAGAAGCAAGUGACAUUGUCAAAAGCAUGCUAAUGGAACCCAAUGAUUGUGUUUGGUGUUCCCUUCUACACU
This is a messenger RNA of Alnus glutinosa, 3608 nucleotides long. RefSeq names its product putative pentatricopeptide repeat-containing protein At1g17630. NCBI's taxonomy places the organism in Eukaryota, Viridiplantae, Streptophyta, Magnoliopsida, Fagales, Betulaceae. The record is from RefSeq and is a predicted model, not a curated record. Gene Ontology annotation, biological process: RNA modification. The transcript is spliced from 4 exons. Gene Ontology annotation, molecular function: protein binding; RNA binding. The coding region runs from base 332 to 2503 and encodes 723 amino acids.